Molecule: messenger RNA, 2505 nt
Organism: Venturia canescens
Lineage: Eukaryota; Metazoa; Arthropoda; Insecta; Hymenoptera; Ichneumonidae
Gene: ICA69
Product: islet cell autoantigen 1-like protein
Exons: 7
Coding region: 365-1894 (509 amino acids)
Biological process (GO): regulation of transport
Cellular component (GO): Golgi apparatus
Molecular function (GO): protein domain specific binding
Source: RefSeq, a predicted model, not a curated record
AUAAGCGAUAAGCCGCAGUAUUUCCAAUAUGGCUACCGCGACAUUUUUCAAUUGCGCUUGACAUUCGUCCUGUAAAUGUUCAAGACAUACAGUUGUUAACAUUUUUUACUAUAAUUUUAAGUGUUUUUCAAGUUAUUUGAGGAUCAUUAUGAAUGCGUAGGUCGAAAAAAAUUGUAGACUUCAUCCCUUACCAACAGUGAUGUUUGUUUACGUUUUGAACGUCACUUUCGAAGUCUGGAACUUCACGAAUGACAAAAGCAUUCUAGUAUAACAUUAUUCAUAAAACGAUCAAGAGAGACCUGGAAUAUCAGGAAACUCUUUCGAUCGAUGGGUUCAGCGAUCAGAGCUACCGCACGAAUCAACCAUGAGUAAAAUGCAACAUCAGUAUUGGGUUACCAAGCAGACCCUGUCCCGAAAAUUGGGAAAAAAAGAAGAUGAAUGCAUUGUUGCUUCCGAUGCAGAGUUGGAUGCAAAAUUAGAACUCUUCAGAAGCAUUCAAGAAUCGUGUGCAUUUUUGCAACGAGUAAUCGAUAAAUAUCAAGAACGUUUGUGUAAUCUGGCGCAAGAGGAAAAUGCUAUGGGACGCUUUCUAAAAGAAGCUGGAAAACAGGACAAAACAAGGGCAGGUAAAAUGAUGUCCGCCGUUGGGAAAUCUCUGUCUUACUCCGGACAACAGAGGCUUGCCUUGCGCGCGCCUCUAGUCCGACUUUAUCAAGAGGUUGAGACAUUCAGACGCAGAGCCAUUGAAGAUACACUGCAAAACGUACAAUCAAUGGAAAAAGCACGCACAGAGUACCGCGCUGCUUUAUCUUGGAUGAAGAACAUAUCUCAGGAAUUAGACCCGGACACCUCCAAACAGCUUGAGCGCUUUAGAAAAGUUCAGAUUCGUGUUAGAAGGGAUAAGAGUACGUUCGAUAAUCAAGCUUUUGACUGCCUGCAAAAAGUCGAUUUACUUGCAGCAGCUCGAUGCAAUAUGUUCAGCCAUGCGUUGGUUCUGUAUCAGAGUACGCUACUCAAUUUUACAAUAAAAUCAGCGCAAGCGUAUGCAACGAUAGCAAAUAGCUUUAAAGGAUACCAAAGAUAUGAUUUUAUGAUUGUGAAGGAACUUGCGGAAACCUCGAUCAGAUUAGCCAAAGAAACUGGCGACGAGGAUGGCGCCGAAGACAAGGACAAAUCAUUAUUUUUCGGAGCCGAAUAUCAUGAUGCUGUAGAACAAGCCGAAGAAGCGAGCACAAUUGACAAUGACGCUGAGCGUCGUGAAGGGAUCGACGAAAAACUCGUGAACAUUGACACUCAUCUGAGUGAUAUUGCAAGCGCAGAAUCUUCCCAAUCGAAUAAUAAACCUAACGGCAAUCAAUCCAAAUUAAUUUCAAAUGAUGGCAUUGGAGAUUUCUUCGAUCAGAUGUUUGUAAAAGAGAACAAAGCAUCGAACGACAUGCAAGCGCAACAUCUUGAAUUGGAAAAAAGUUUGGUAGAAUUGGAUAUCGCAAUGGAUUCUUUUACUGAGAACGGAGCUGUUUUUGACUUCAAUAAAGCGACUUCACUCGCAACUCAGAAUACACAAGAACAGAAUCAACAAUCGCUCCAACUUCUAACGUCAGAAAAUGUCGCGUUACUCGAAGACAUUCUCAACAGUGGUCCAAACCUUGACGACGGAUGGGGCUCUAUUUCUAACGAUACGUUUUUACCAUCAGGCAUUUUAAAGCAAAGUUUGGGUGAUGCUAUCUUAGGAAUUGGGGAUGUUAGAACAGGACCCGGAGCUGCGGAGAAGAAAGAACACGUUGGAAAAGGAAAUGACAAGUCCUGGUUGGAUUUAUUUGCUGAACUGGAUCCGCUAGCCAAUAACUCCAUUGAGAGUCUUACAAAAUCGGGUGACAGCAACGCUCCGGCUUAACGAUCCACACGUUUACAUACUGCGGUAAAGGGAUUGUGCAAAUCUGAAUGUCCAUGAAAAAAAAAGACUUCGGGAAGUCGCGAUAUUCGCAAGAGAAUCGUGAUUAUAAAAACUCGCUCGGUUACUUAAUUUUUAUGAUUUUUCAAUUGAUAACAUUUUGGACAACGAAAUAACCCUCAAAACAUCGUCAUUUGCAAAUGAUCUGAGCACUUUUACAAGCAGCGUAAACGCAAUCGAAUGAUACAUUUAGGAUCUAUGUCAUCGACGAGAAUUUCAAAAGCUAUACUAUACAGCUAUAUAUAUAUAAUCGUCAUUGUCCAAAGCAAACCAUUCCAAAGAAGUAGUUUUAAGAAUAUAUGCGGAAGAAAACUGUUUGUUCGACGUGAACUUUUGGUUGUUGAGAUAUGAAAUUAAUGGAAAAUGCCAUUAUCGCGCGUCAACUUUCAGCAGGACCGCCAAUUUUAUUUGCCUCCUUAAUCAUUACUGAAUUUGACUUUAUCUUCAGAUGUAUUCGUUUCUAGUCACGGGAUUAAUUGAAAAAUGUCGCCACAAUAAAAUGUCUAAUUAUAAAAUUUACUAUACAAAGUUAUAUUAAAAAGUAUAUCAAAACA